UUGUUUUGAUUCAGGCACUUGCCGAGGACACCCCGGUGGCCGCCAGGUGGCGGCAGACUGCAGUAGGUGACGUCACGCGCGCUCGUGAUGCUGUGCCGAGCGCGAGGAGGAUGAAGCCUCCACGCGCGGCUCCGUGAGUCACGAGGCCGGCCGUCCACAUCCCGCGCGUCAAAUCUCCACGCAGUGCAAAUGGCGUUCAUGUCCCGGUUCUCCCGGUCCCGGAGCAGCUCCAGGUCUCCGAGUCGCAAAGACUCGGAGCGCAUUUCUCCCACCUUGACCGUGUCCGAGUUGGAGAGACUUCUUUGUAGCGGCAAGACGGCCUGCAACCACGCCGAUGAAGUCUGGCCUGGACUUUAUGUGGGAGACCAAGACAUGGCAUCAGACCGCCGGGAGUUGUCCAGGCUGGGCAUCACUCACAUCCUCAACUGUGCCCAGAGUAAGUGGCGCGGUGGUGCAGAGUACUACCAGGGCAUGCAGGUGGUCUACCACGGCAUCGAGGCCCACGACUCGCCCGCCUUCGACAUGAGCGUCAACUUCUACCCGGCCUCGGACUUCAUACACAAGGCUCUCACCCGGGGAGGCAAGGUUCUGGUCCACUGCACCGUGGGAGUGAGCCGCUCCGCCACGCUGGUUCUGGCCUACUUGAUGAUCCGACAGAACCUGACGCUGGUGGAGGCCAUCAAGACGGUGAAGGACCACCGCGGCGUCACCCCCAACCGGGGCUUCCUACGCCAGCUCAACGGCCUGGACGGCAUCCUGAGGGAGAGUCGCAGGGCCCCGCCUCAAAUCUGAGUCCAACCGGAACCGGAACCGGAAGCACUCCAGGUUUAUUCAACAUUCGGUUGACAGAAAGUACGGAAACAUCCGACCUGCCAUCUCUUAUCAGCUACUAACUGCCUUUUUGACGACAGGCUGCAGAGUUCAGUCAGGGCUAACUGCUAAUGCUAACAACUGCUGUUUAAUAUUCCGAGUAACUCCAGCCUCGUUUUAUUGACACCCUUUUAUGACUUCUUCCGUGCGUACACGGAAGCUACUCAGCUUAGCCAGGAUUUAAGAACAAGCGGAAUUUCUAACAUUGGUGUUAAUUAAUCAAUUGAUGGAGCUAGCUGGCAGUGGAAUGUAGCAUCAAGGUAGCAUGACACAAACUCAGCUCUGCGUCCUAAAUUGCCAAAUUAGCCAACACGGUUGUCACUUUGGAUGACGACAUGAAUACUAAAAGCUCGCACGGAACAUGAGUUUGUGUGGUUGCAACGUUUCCAAGCAAGUGUUUUUGUUAGCUGGCCACUCGGGGACCAACAUGUGAGAGUGUUAUGUAUCGACUCAUCAUCAAUGCUAGCACAGUUUACAGCAUAUUUCUAUCAAGUCCACACUUUUAUUUGUAAGUAUAAAUACGUGUUGGCGGUUCUGUGCUGGGAUCAUACUUGCCAACCCUCCCGAUUUUCCCGGGGAGAGUCCCGAAUUUCAGUGCCGAAAAGCAACCAUUCUCCCGAAUUUCCACCCGGACGACAAUAUUGCUUUAAAGGCACUGCCUUUAGCGACCUCUACAAAAGGGGUCGGGAACCUUUUUGCCUGAGAGAGCCAAGAAGCCAAAUAUUUAGGGACCGAAUGUCCCUUCUGAACAGAGGACUCUAUUGUAUUUCUAAGGUUUUAUUAUUAUUAUUAUACCGCCGCCUCUUUGAGCUGUAAUCUGACCCCCGUAACAUGCUUCAAAACUCACCAAAUGUAACACACACAUCAGGACAGGCGAAAAUUUACAUCUAUUUAAAAAAAAAGAAAAACUCAAAAUUGCGCUCUAGCGCCCCCUAGGAAAAAACACAGACAAAACUGCUGGUAACUUCCGUUAGGAAUGUCGUAGAGAAAUGAAACAAAAACCUCUAUGUAGGUCUGACUUAGACCUAAAUUUCAUACUCUUACAUCCUUCAGCAAAAAUCAACAGAAAGUUGGUAAAAACCCCUUCAAACAAAAGUUUCCUAAAAAAAUUUAAUUUUUGCCUCUUUGAGCUGUAAUCUGACCCCCGUAACAUGCUUCAAAACUCACCAAAUGUAACACACACAUCAGGACUGGCAAAAAUUGCCAUCUAUUUAAAAAAAAAGAAAAACUCAAAAUUGCGCUCUAGCGCCCCCUAGGAAUAAAACACUGACAAAACUGCUUGUAACUUCCGUUAGGAAUGUCGUAGAGACAUAAAACAAAAACCUCUAUGUAGGUCUCACUUAGACCUACAUUUCAUUCGUUGACAUUCUUCAGAAAAAAUCAACAGGAACUGGCAAUUACCCCUUCAAAACAAAAGUUUCCUAAAAAAUUUCAUUUUUGCCUGUUUGAUCUGUAAUUUGACCCCCUGUAACUGCUUCAAAACUCACCAAACUCGACACACACAUCAGGACUGGUGAUAAUUGCGAUUUAAUAAAAAAACAAACCCCAAAACUCUAAAUUGCGCUCCAGCGCCCCCUAGGAAUAAAACCGACAAAACUGCUCUUGGGAAAACACAGACAAAACUGCUUGUAACCUCCGGUAGGAAUGUCAUAGAGACAUGAAACAAAAACCUCUAUGUAGGUCUGACUUAGACCUACAUUUCAUUCAUUGACAUUCUUCAGCAAAAAUCAACAGGAAGUUGGCAAAAAACCCUUCAAAACAAAAGUUUCCUAAAAAAUGUCAUUUUUGCCUCUGAGCUGUAAUUUGACCCCCUGUAACUGCUUCAAAACUCACCAAACUCGACACACACAUCAGGACUGGUGAUAAUUGCGAUUUAAUAAAAAAAAUCAAAAAAAUUAAAUAAAAAUUGCGCUCCAGGAAUAAAACACUGACAAAACUGCUCUUGGGAAGAAAACACAGACAAAACUGCUUGUAACUUCCGUUAGGAAUGUCGUAGAGACAUGAAACAAAAACCUCUAUGUAGGUCUGACUUAGACCUACAUUUCAUACACUUACAUCCUUCAGCAAAAAUCAACAGGAAGUUGGCAAAAACCCCUUCAAAACAAAAGUUUCCUAAAAAAAUGUCAUUUUUGCCUCUUUGAGCUGUAAUUUGACCCCCUGUAAUUGCUUCAAAACUCACCAAACUCGACACACACAUCAGGACUGGUGAUAAUUGCGAUCUAAUAAAAAAAUAAAAUAAAAAACUCAAAAUUGCACUCCAGCGCCCCCUAGGAAUAAAACACUGACAAAACUGCUCUUGGGGAUAAAACACAGACAAAACUGCGUGUAACUUCCGUUAGGAAUGUCGUAGAGAAAUGAAACAAAAACCUCUAUGUAGGUCUGACUUAGACCUACAUUUCAUACUCUUACAUCCUUCAGCAAAAAUCAACAGGAAGUUGGCAACAACCCCUUCAAAACAAAAGUUUCCUAAAAAAAUGUCAUUUUUGCCUCUUUGAGCUGUAAUUUGACCCCCUGUGACUACUUCAAAACUCACCGAACUCGACACAAAUUUCAAGACUGGUGAUAAUUGCAAUCUAAUAAAAAAACAAACACCAAAACUCAAAAUUGCGCUCCAGCGCCCCCUAGGAAUAAAAAACUGACAAAACUGCUCUUGGGAAUAAAACACAGACAAAACUGCUGGUAACUUCCGUUAGGAAUGUCGUAGAGAAAUGAAACAAAAACUUCUAUGUAGGUCUCACUUAGACCUACAUUUCAUACUCUUACAUCCUUCAGCAAAAAUCAACAGGAAGUUGGCAAAAAACCUUUCAAAACAAAAGUUUCCUAAAAAAAUGUCAUUUUUGCCUCUUUGAGCUGUAAUUUGACCCCCUGUAACUGCUUCAAAACUCAUCAAACUCAACACACGCAUCAGGACUGGUGAUAAUUGCGAUCUAAUGAAAAAAUAAAAAACUCAAAAUUGCACUCCAGCGCCCCCUAGGAAUAAAACACUGACAAAACUGCUCUUGGGAAGAAAACACAGACAAAACUGUGUGUAACUUCCGGUAGGAAUGUCCCAGAGAAAUGAAACAAAAACCUCUAUGUAGGUCAGACUUAGAACUACAUUUCAUACGCUUACAUCCUUCAGCAAAAAUCAACAGGAAGUUGGCAAAAACCCCUUCAAAACAAAAGUUUCCUAAAAAAUUUCAUUUUUGCCUCUGAGCUGUAAUUUGACCCCCUGUAACUGCUUCAAAACUCACCAAACUCGACACACACAUCAGGACUGGUGAUAAUUGCGAUCUAAUAAAAAACAAACCCCGAAACUCAAAAUUGCGCUCUAGCGCCCCCUAGGAAUAAAACAAUGACAAAACUGCUUGUAACUUCCGGUAGGAAUGUCGUACAGAAAUGAAACAAAAACCUCUAUGUAGGUCUGACUUAGACCUACAUUUCAUACUCUUACAUCCUUCAGAAAAAAUCAACAGGAAGUUGGCAACAACCCCUUCAAAACAAAAGUUUCCUAAAAAAAUGUCAUUUUUGCCUCUUUGAGCUGUAAUUUGACCCCCUGUAACUGCUUCAAAACUCAUCAAACUCGACACACACAUCAGGACUGGUGAUAAUUGCGAUCUAAUAAAAAAUAUAAAAUAAAAAACUCUAAAUUGCGCUCCAGCGCCCCCUAGGAAUAAAACACUGACAAAACUGCUCUUGGGAAGAAAACACAGACAAAACUGCUUGUAACUUCCGGUAGGAAUGUCGUAGAGACAUUAAACAAAAACCUCUAUGUAGGUCUCACUCAGACCUACAUUUCAUUCAUUGACAUUCUUCAGAAAAAAUCAACAGGAAUUAGCAAUUACCCCUUCAAAACAAAAGUUUUGUAAAAACCUGUCACCUUUUUUCAAACAAGAUCUCCUCUGAGCGCGUUUGUUGUGUCGUCUUCAAACUCGCACAGGAAAGAGAUUGAACCCUCUGAUUAAAAUAGGCGCGAAGAGUUUGUCUAACUGCUCCGGUUUGGAUUUUACGAACCUUCAAAGAACCGCUGCUGCUGCUGCUCUGUUGCUGUCUCAAGAUGGCCGCUUAAAAGCAGGAAGCACCAGCGUGACCACACAAUGCAGAGAAGGUAAGUAAUGUGCAGGUAAAGAUAUGUUGAAUGGGUAAAGGCAGGAAACACCAAAAAAAGUCGGUCCCGUCCAUCGCUGCUUGCAGCUUUAAUUUAAAAUGUAUUUCCGUAAAAGCCAUAUAAUAUAUAUUUUUUAACACUAAACACAACUAAACGCGUGCAUUUUUAAGUAAGACCAACAUUUCUAGAGUAUAAUAGGUCUCUUAUUCUUUGUAAUAACAUUGUUAUUCGAAAGCUAACUGUGGAGGGGGCGUGGCCUGCGGGCCUACAGCGAAACUGGGUGUUGCCAGGACCGGCCUCGAAAUCAGCGACAGGUGCGUAGAGGGCCCACCUGGGCCUUGUUAUCUAAUCACCUGUCGCUCUGUUGAUAAGCAGCAGCCAGGAGGAGAGACGGGGUUGGGGCUGGAGCCAGAGCGCGAGCGAGAACGAAAGAGGAAAAGACAAUUGCUGGAAAGCAACUGAGAGACUUAUUGAAAAAUUUUAAAAAAUAUCGUAACGCUGAAACAGGCUCUCAUGUCGGUGCUUGGUGGUCUGAAGAACCUCCAGGAGGGCAAGCCCUAAACUAAACAAUAACAAAUAAAUCACUUCUUACCCUUAAUGCAACUUCUUGAACCAGUGCGGUAGAAAAAAGGAUGGAUGGAUUCAAAUGCAUGAGCAUGUUUAAUAUUUUGAACGUUAUUUUUAACACUUUGAGUACAAGUGGAAUUAUUCAUUACUUAUCGUGUUAAGCAAUGUCAGCUCAGAUUUAUCCGAGAGCCAGAUGCAGUCAUCAAAAGAGCCACAUCUGGCUCUAGAGCCAUAGGUUCCCUACCCCUGCUGGACAACUGGACGUCAAGUCCGCUUUUACACCCUAUAAACAGCCUGCCAGCUAAGUCACAUAAAAAAUGUGUUUUUUUUAACGCACACAUAAGUGAAUGCAAGGCAUACUUGGUCAACAGCCAUACAGGUCACACUGAGGGUGGCCGUAUAAACAACUUUAACACUGUUGCAAAUAUGCGCCACACUGUGAACCCACACCUAACAAGAAUGACAAACACAUUUCGGGAGAAUAUCCGCAUCGUUACACAACAUAAACACAACAGAACAGAUACUCAGAAACCCUUGCAGCACUAACUCUUCCGGGACGCUACAAUGUACACCCCCACCACUGGACUCUCACUAUUUUGUUAAAUAUACUAUGGACUGGACUCCACUAUUAUGUUAGAUCCACUAUGGACUGGACUCCACUAUUAUGUUAGAUCUACUAUGGACUGGACUCUCACUAUUAUGUUAGAUCCACUAUGGACUGGACUCUCACUAUUAUGUUAGAUCCACUAUGGACUGGACUCACACACUAUUAUGUUAGAUCUAAUAUGGACUGGACUCCACUAUUAUGUUAGAUCCACUAUGGACUGGACUCUCACUAUUAUGAUAGAUCCACUACGGACUGGACUUUCACACUAUUAUGUUAAAUCUACUAUGGACUGGACUCUCACUGUUAUGUUAGAUCCACUAUGGACUGGACUCUCACUAUUAUGUUAGAUCUACUAUGGACUCGACUCCAAUAUUAUGUUUGAUCCACUAUGGACUGGCUCCACUAUUAUGUUAGAUCUACUAUGGACUGUACUCUCCGCUAUUAUGUUAGAUCUACUAUGGACUGGACUCUCACUAUUAUGUUAGAUCCACUAUGGACUGGACUCACACUAUUAUGUUAGAUCUGCUAUGGACUGGACCCUCACUAUUAUGUUAGAUUUACUAUGGACUGGACUCCACUAUUAUGUUAGAUCUACUAUGGACUGGACUCACUAUUAUGUUAGAUCUACUAUGGACUGGACUCUCACUAUUAUGUUAGAUCCACUAUGGACUGGACUCUCACUAUUAUGUUAGAUCCACUAUGGACUGGACUCUAACUAUUAUGUUAGAUCUACUACGGACUGGACUCUCACUAUUAUGUUAGAUCCACUAUGGACUGGAGUCUCACUAUUAUGUUAGAUCCACUAUGGACUGGACUCUCACUAUUAUGUUAGAUCUACUAUGGGCUGGACUCCAAUAUUAUGUUUGAUCCACUAUGGACUGGCUCCACUAUUAUGUUAGCUCUACUAUGGACUGGAGUCUGCUAUUAUGUUAGAUCUACUAUGGACUGGACUCUCACUAUUAUGUUAGAUCCACUACGGACUGGACUCUCACAUUAUUAUGUUAGAUCUGCUGUGGACUGGACUCUCCGCUAUUAUGUUGGAUCUACUAUGGACUCGACUCCAAUAUUAUGUUUGAUCCACUAUGGACUGUACUCUCCGCUAUUAUGUUAGAUCUACUAUGGACUGGACUCUCACUAUUAUGUUAGAUCCACUAUGGACUGGACUCACACUAUUAUGUUAGAUUUGCUAUGGACUGGACCCUCACUAUUAUGUUAGAUUUACUAUGGACUGGACUCCACUAUUAUGUUAGAUCUACUAUGGACUGGACUCUCUGCUAUUAUGUUAGAUCUACUGUGGACUGGACUCUCACUAUUAUGUUAGAUCCACUAUGGACUGGACUCUCACACUAUUAUGUUAGAUCUGCUGUGGACUGGACUCUCCGCUAUUAUGUUAGAUCUACUAUGGACUGGACUCACUAUUAUGUUAGAUCUACUAUGGACUGGACUCUCACUAUUAUGUUAGAUCCACUAUGGACUGGACUCUCACUAUUAUGUUAGAUCCACUAUGGACUGGACUCUAACUAUUAUGUUAGAUCUACUACGGACUGGACUCUCACUAUUAUGUUAGAUCCACUAUGGACUGGACUCUCACUAUUAUGUUAGAUCCACUAUGGACUGGACUCUAACUAUUAUGUUAGAUCUACUACGGACUGGACUCUCACUAUUAUGUUAGAUCCACUAUGGACUGGAGUCUCACUAUUAUGUUAGAUCCACUAUGGACUGGACUCUCACUAUUAUGUUAGAUCUACUAUGGGCUGGACUCCAAUAUUAUGUUUGAUCCACUAUGGACUGGCUCCACUAUUAUGUUAGCUCUACUAUGGACUGGAGUCUGCUAUUAUGUUAGAUCUACUAUGGACUGGACUCUCACUAUUAUGUUAGAUCCACUACGGACUGGACUCUCACAUUAUUAUGUUAGAUCUGCUGUGGACUGGACUCUCCGCUAUUAUGUUGGAUCUACUAUGGACUCGACUCCAAUAUUAUGUUUGAUCCACUAUGGACUGGCUCCACUAUUAUGUUAGAUCUACUAUGGACUGUACUCUCCGCUAUUAUGUUAGAUCUACUAUGGACUGGACUCUCACUAUUAUGUUAGAUCCACUAUGGACUGGACUCUCACUAUUAUGUUAGAUCCACUAUGGACUGGACUCUCACUAUUAUGUUAGAUCUACUAUGGACUGGACUCUCACUAUUAUGUUAGAUCCACUAUGGACUGGACUCACACUAUUAUGUUAGAUUUGCUAUGGACUGGACCCUCACUAUUAUGUUAGAUUUACUAUGGACUGGACUCCACUAUUAUGUUAGAUCUACUAUGGACUGGACUCUCUGCUAUUAUGUUAGAUCUACUGUGGACUGGACUCUCACUAUUAUGUUAGAUCCACUAUGGACUGGACUCUCACACUAUUAUGUUAGAUCUGCUGUGGACUGGACUCUCGCUAUUAUGUUAGAUCUACUAUGAACUGGACUCUCACUAUUAUGUUAGAUCUACUAUGGACUGGACUCUCACUAUUAUGCUACAUCCACUAUGGACUGGACUCCACUAUUAAGUUAUCUACUAUGGACUGGACUCCACUAUUAUGUUAGAUCCACUAUGGACUGGACUCUCACUAUUAUGUUAGAUCUACUACGGACUGGACUCUCACUAUUAUAUUAGAUCUACUAUGGACUGGACUCUCACUAUUAUGUUAGGUCCAUUAUGGACUGGACUCUCACACUAUUAUGCUAGAUCUACUAUGGACUGGACUUCACUAUUAUCUUAGAUCUACUAUGGACUGGACUCCGCACUGUAACAUCAACAGAACAUAUACCCAGAAUCCCUUGCAGCACUAACUCUUCCGGGAUGCUACUAUAAAAAAAAAAAACGCCCACCUCAACCAAAUUCGGAGGUCUCAAGGUUGGCAAGUAUGGCUGUGAUUUGCCGUAAAAGAAUAUGUUUGUGGUUUUGUGCUGUGAUUGGUUAGAUUAAUAACGCCUUACCCUCAUUUUUUUUGGUUUCUUAGAAAUUAUUUUGAACUUGGAGACAUUGAAGCCUUGUGUUUUUAUUGUGAAUAAUUUGUAUAACUGCCUGAUUUUAAUAAAUGUUAAUCACAAAUACAGUUGGAACACAAUCUCUGGGGGGUGGAGGAAGAAGGGUGCGUAACAGCGGCCUCUAGCGGUGAGGUGAAGAAGUGCCUCUGACUGUACCAGAGGGGAGGGGGCGGGGCUAGCUUAGUGGCGGGAAGGUUCUAUUUGAUCUCCCCGCAGUCGGCGAUGACCACUUUGACCUUCGGGGUUCCACUCUUGGUUCCUUGCUUCUCGAUGUUCUUCAGAACGUCGACGCCGUCCACCACGCUCCCGAACACCACGUGCUUCCCGUUGAGCCUGCGCGCGAAGCCCAGACGUCAAGAAGACACUUUGUAGCAGGUGACGACGAAAAGAGGACAUUUUAAUGGCGGCUCACCAGUCAGUGGACGCCGUGCACAUGAAGAACUGCGAGCCGUUGGUGUCGGGCCCGGCGUUGGCCAUGGACAGCGUCCCCAUGCCGCCGUGCUUCAGCUGGAAGUUCUCGUCGGCGAACUUCUCUCCGUAGAUGGACUUUCCUCCUGUGCCGUUGUGGUUGGUGAAGUCUCCGCCCUGCGACCACAGACUGUUUUCAGGCCGCUUUCUGACCUUCUCUUCAAGAUGUGCCGUACUGUGUGUUGAUGCACAAUGUCUCAGGGGAGUCGACGGCAGCUUCAUGGACGGCCCAAGCUCAGCUUUUCUCCGACAUGAGCAGAGCUUGCGUCGUUCUACAUGUAAAAAGAGGCAGCUGCGACUCCUACCUCCUCCGUGGCUUCCCUCAGAGACACUGGUGGUCACCACGCCCAUGGCCACACCCCUCCGACUUUCAGUCCUUUACCCUCACUUUCCUCAUCCACGAAUCUUUCAUCCUCGCUCAAAUUAAUGAGGGAAAUCGUCGCUUUCUCGGUUCGAAUCACUCUCGCUGCUGGUGGCCAUGAUUGUAAACAAUGUCCAGAUGUGAGGAGCUCCACAACCCGUGACGUCACGCACACAUCGUCUGCUACUUCCGGUACAGGCAAGGCUUUUUUAUUAGCGACUAAAAGUUGCGAACUUUGUUGAUCUCUACUAAGUCCUUUCAGCAAAAAUAUGGCAAUAUUGCCAAAUGAUGAAGUAUGACACAUAGAAUGGAGCUGCUAUCCCCGUUUAAAUAAGAACAUCUCAUUUCAGUAGGCCUUUAAAGUGUUUGAAUCAAAACAGACACUCUGUAAUUGUCAGUAUUUUAUUUUGACCUCAUUUAUCAUCAUUUGUUUUUCAGUUGAAAUGAAGGGAAUGUGUAGAACACUCUGGAAACAACAAGCUUCCAAUCAACUAGUUUUUAAUUCCCCUUUUAAGUUCCAGCAGAUGAAGAAACAGUCGAUACAAUGAGAAUUAUGAUUACAAAAUAAAUAGAAAACGAUGGCAAUUCAAAUGUGUUACAAAAUAUGUGCAAUAGUUUACAUCUUAAAAACACCUUUUUCUAGUAAAUUUGCCAUGACAUAGUUUGUUUUCCAAAUGAAACAUUAUCGUGUUGCUCAACAUUUUUCUUUUUUGGACCUCAAAGUCUUUUAGAAAAGGUGGAAUCGUUUG
Nerophis ophidion (straightnose pipefish) is the source of this 10730-nucleotide messenger RNA. RefSeq names its product dual specificity protein phosphatase 26-like. The record is from RefSeq and is a predicted model, not a curated record. The coding region runs from base 190 to 792 and encodes 200 amino acids. Gene Ontology annotation, molecular function: protein tyrosine/serine/threonine phosphatase activity; MAP kinase phosphatase activity. The transcript has 8 exons. NCBI's taxonomy places the organism in Eukaryota, Metazoa, Chordata, Actinopteri, Syngnathiformes, Syngnathidae. Gene Ontology annotation, cellular component: cytoplasm. Gene Ontology annotation, biological process: protein dephosphorylation; negative regulation of MAPK cascade.